Molecule: messenger RNA, 1182 nt
Organism: Salvia hispanica
Lineage: Eukaryota; Viridiplantae; Streptophyta; Magnoliopsida; Lamiales; Lamiaceae
Product: gibberellin 20-oxidase-like protein
Source: RefSeq, a predicted model, not a curated record
UUUCUCAUUAUCAUAAACCAACUUCCUACUGGAAAAAAUAAAAGAAGCAACCGCCACCAUUUUCCUUUGGUCUAAAUAAGAUGAUCUAUGAAUCAGAAAACCCCCUAGAGCUGCCUGUUCUAGACGUUUCUGAGGCGUUGGAUGCAUCAGCCCUGAGGUCUCUAGGCGCUGCCUGCAGAGAAUGGGGCUUCUUCCAGAUCAUCAACCAUGGAAUCUCCAAAGAUCUCUUCACCAAAAUCUACUCUCUCUCCAACAAGAUCUUCUCUCUCCCAUCCGAAUCCAAGCUCAAACUCGGCCUCAAAACCUACACCCCUCUCUUCAUCGCCUCCCCCUUCUUUGAAAGCCUCAGAGUCUCCGGCCCCGAUUUUGCAGCUUCUGCUAAGAACUCCACAGAUGCCCUUGGCCACCAUGACAAUGACUUCAGUGAGAUCAUGCAGGAGUAUGGGAGUAGAGUGACAGAGCUCUCAAAGACAAUCCUCAGGCUAAUCCUGACCACACUUGGAAAGGAAUUGGAUUCCAAAUAUUACGAGUCCGAAUUCCAGCAAUGCCACGGAUACAUGAGGAUAAACAACUACUCGUCCCCUCGCAGCUCGGAGGAGGAGGCAGAGGGCCUAGGCAUGCACACGGACAUGAGCUGUGUGACGAUCGUGUACCAGGACGAGAUAGGGGGGCUGCAGGUGAGGUCGAGGGAGGGGCGGUGGAUGAGCAUCGCCCCGAGGGAGGGGACCCUCGUGGUCAACGUGGGGGACAUGCUGCAGGCCUGGAGCAACGACAGGCUUCGCUCGUCCGAGCACAGGGUGGUCCUCGGGAGGAGGACGCGUUUCUCGCUGGCCUUCUUCUGGUGCUUCGAGGAUCACAAGGUGGUCGAAGCACCAGACGGCGUCAUUGGGGAACACGAGGCCAGGAUGUAUAAGCCCUUUGUCUGCUCGGAGUACCUGACCUUCAGGGAGAACACAGAGAGGGGCAAGUUUGACAAGGUUGGCUUUACUGUCAAGGAUUUUGCAGCUCUUCCUCAAAAUAACAUCACUUGACUUUUUAUUUUCAUCCUUUUUUGCUAAUUUGUUUGUGAAUGUGUGAAUGUGUAUAAUUUGUGAGAGAAUUUGAGGUGGUUGAAACAGUUGGAAGUUGGAACAUUUGGUAUUAAUUUAUGUAAGGUGUAUUAAUAAGGUAUUUUGUUGAGUA